Messenger RNA from Cordyceps fumosorosea ARSEF 2679, 1275 nucleotides. RefSeq lists its product as hypothetical. The transcript has a single exon. Bases 1 to 1275 code for a protein of 424 amino acids. Lineage: Eukaryota; Fungi; Ascomycota; Sordariomycetes; Hypocreales; Cordycipitaceae. The record is from RefSeq and is a predicted model, not a curated record.
AUGAAGCUCUCAUACACCAUUGGUCCUUGCCUUGCCGGCCUGGCCAUCGCCGUGCCUGUGGCCGGCCCUGGUGGCGCGGCCGGUGUCCCGGAUGAGGACUUGUCUAAUCUCCUUGGCGCUCUCACUCCUUCCAACAAUGGCGUACAGGGUGGCGGUGCAGGCGGCGCAGGCGCCGGUGGCCUCGACGCCCUCUUGAACGGUCCGCUGAAGAAUGGCCUCGGGGGCAUGAACCUGGGGGAUCUUGCCAAUUUGUUAGGUGGUGGUGCUGGAGGCAACGCCGGAAACAAUGCUGCUAACAAUGCUGGAAACAAUGCUGCCAACAAUGCCGGUAAUGAUGCUGCCAACAAUGCCGGUAAUGAUGCCGCCAACAACGCUGGCAAAGAUGCUGGUAACAAUGCUGGCAAUAACGCUGCCAAUAACGCUGGCAAAGAUGCAGGUAACGCUGGUCAGAACGCUGGCAACGAAGCCGGUAAAGCUGCCGGUAAUAACGCUGGUCAGAACGCUGGUCAGAACGCUGGUCAGAACGCUGGUCAGAACGCUGGUCAGAACGCUGGAACGCUGGAGAACGCUGGUCAGAACGCUGGCAACAAUGCCGGCAAAGAUGCUGGCAACAACGCUGGCCAAAACGCUGGCCAGAACGCUGGCAAUGAAGCUGGCAAGAACGCCGGUAAUAACGCCGGUAACAAUGCCGGCAAAGCUGCUGGCAACAACGCCGGCCAGAACGCUGGCAACAACAAUGCCGGUAAAGAUGCUGGCCAGAACGGUGGCCAGAAUGGUGCCAACAAUGCUGCUAACAACGCUGGCCAGAACGCUGGCAACAACGCCGGCAAAGCUGCCGGCAACAACGCUGGCCAAAAUGCUGGCAAUGAAGCUGGCAUGAAUGCCGGCCAGAACGCUGGUAAUAACGCCGGUAACAAUGCCGGUAAAGCUGCUGGCAAUAACGCAGGCCAAAACGCUGGCAACAAGAAUGCUGGCCAAGAUGCCAACCAGAAUGCUGGCCAGAACGCCGGCAAUAACGCUGGCAACAAUGCCGGUAACAAUGCGGGCAACAAUGCAGGCAACGCGGGAGGUAAAAAGGCCGGGAAUGCUGGGAAUGCUGGGAAUGCUGGAAAUGCUGGAAAUGCCGGGAAUGCUGGCGGUCGCGAAGCUGCCCAGGCUCAACAACCCCAAGCUGCUCAGCAAAACUGCACCGUCGCUGCAAAUGAAACGGCAUCGAAUAACGAAUCUGCAAACAAGAACAAGAACAAGAUCGCCCAGGGAGCGGCAAGGCUUUGA